GUUAAUUGCUUAUAGAAGAGUUGGUCCGAUAAACAACGAUAUUAUAGUUUUUUGGUUAUAUUUGAAUUAUAACAUUGACCAACUGUUGUAUUUAUAUUAUGUAUGUUACAAUUUGUAAAACUGAACCUAAAUAUUGCAUACAUUUUUAAAUCAUAUACAUUCAAUUUUGGAUCACAUAAAAUAAAAACAAUGAAUAAUCCAUUGCACGGUACUGCUCACUUACUAGAUGAACUUGAUAAAAAGCUCAUGGUUCUACUUAGAGAUGGAAGAACAUUGAUUGGAUACUUGAGGAGCGUAGAUCAAUUUGCUAAUUUAGUUCUUCAUCGAACUAUAGAAAGGAUUCAUGUAGGAAAAGAAUAUGGAGAUAUACCUAGAGGAGUAUUUAUAGUUCGCGGCGAAAAUGUAGUCUUAUUAGGGGAAAUAGACCGAGAAAAAGAGAAAAAUUUAAAUCUCAUUGAAGUUUCUGUGGAUGAUAUACUGGAUGCUCAACGAAGGGAGCAGGAAAAUAAGCAAGAUCAACACAAACUGCAGAUGAAAGCUGUAAAAGAAAGAGGAUUACAUCUCGUAAACGAUCUUGGCCAAGAUGAUAUGUUCUGAACGAAUAAAAACUUAUGUUAAGAAAAUUACUUAUAUUUUAUAUUGUGAUACAUUGUCCAAGUUAUGUUUAAAUAUAUAAAGUA
Messenger RNA from Ctenocephalides felis (cat flea), 680 nucleotides. It is a transcript of the gene LSm1, whose product is annotated as U6 snRNA-associated Sm-like protein LSm1. The transcript has a single exon. Gene Ontology annotation, cellular component: Lsm1-7-Pat1 complex; P-body. The record is from RefSeq and is a predicted model, not a curated record. Gene Ontology annotation, biological process: deadenylation-dependent decapping of nuclear-transcribed mRNA. NCBI's taxonomy places the organism in Eukaryota, Metazoa, Arthropoda, Insecta, Siphonaptera, Pulicidae. Gene Ontology annotation, molecular function: RNA cap binding. Bases 103 to 597 code for a protein of 164 amino acids.